This is a messenger RNA of Galleria mellonella (greater wax moth), 6426 nucleotides long. RefSeq lists its product as uncharacterized. NCBI's taxonomy places the organism in Eukaryota, Metazoa, Arthropoda, Insecta, Lepidoptera, Pyralidae. Gene Ontology annotation, molecular function: small GTPase binding. Gene Ontology annotation, biological process: mitotic spindle assembly checkpoint signaling; mitotic sister chromatid segregation; protein localization to kinetochore involved in kinetochore assembly. The record is from RefSeq and is a predicted model, not a curated record. Gene Ontology annotation, cellular component: kinetochore microtubule; RZZ complex; cytoplasm.
ACUCAUUUUACUAUAAAUAAUCAACUACUGCCUAUUUUUGAAAUUAUUUUGUUUUUUGUCGUAUAACUUAAACAACCAAAGACAUUUAGAAUGUGUCAAUAAUAACAAUUUGUCUAACAAAAUAAAUAAAUUGAAGUGUGAAGUUCAAAUUUUAGCUUAUUCAUCCCAUUUUACGGUACCUAGUUAGAUAAGUCAAAUAGGUAUCUAUUUAGGCAGUAUCUGUAAUCUUUAUGGUAUCUAUAUAUUUGUAACUAUAUAUAAAGUUUGAAAAUUAUUCGUUAAUUUAUCAUAUCCGUUCUUUAUACUUUAUUUUUUCUUUGUUGUUUCUCUUUUGCUAUAGUGAUUAUUGAAACAUUUAAUGCUUUUACACUUAUUAAAUACAAUAAAAAGAACUUUAUGUCUCGUUAUUAACAGAAGUUGUUUUGUUAAAUUUGUGGACUUCAAGAUUUAAAGUAUAAUGGACGUUAAUAGAAUGGGAUAGCCAAAUAACUCAUUCUAAAUAAUAAUAUGGAAUAGCUAAGUAACUCGUUCUUUGAAAUCGUAUUACUUUAUGUAUAAAUUUAAAACAUUAUUCCCGAAGAUACCAGUAACAUGGCCUCAUUGAUGUCAAUGUUAAAUAAGAAAUAUAAAUCAAUUCAGAGAAUAAAACACCUGAAAGGUCAGUUAUUAUACCCGAAGUUGUUGUUAUUUGAAAAUGAUGAGAUUAUUCGGAUUAUGGAUGUACAGAAUAUAGAAACUGACGGAUCGCAUGAAGGAUACACUUUAAUACUCAGUAACCAAAUAGCGGAUAAAACUAUACAAAAAAAUUAUCUUUGGAUAAUUCUUGAAACAGGAGAAAUUAACGUAAUAGAUUUUAAUAUUGGUUGUUGUCUUAAACUUAUUAUUGAUAACUUGUCUACAUCUAAAAUACAAUACAUUAAAACUGACAGACAUGAAAAUAUAUAUUUAAUCAACAAGACUGGAGACUGCUUUUUUGCUCCCUAUACAACAGAUGAAUUAAAAGAUAUCUUUGCUGAAGGUACCACACUACUUACCGUAUCAUUGAAGAAAUAUAUGAAUAAUUCUACAUUGAAAUCUUUAAUUGGAAUAGAAUCUAAUGGAGUUAUUAUAAGUAAUGAAGAGGGAAAAGUAUUAGUGAGAUGUCCUUUAACGGGUCUUUAUAACACAAUAUCAACAAAUAUGCAAAUUAAAUAUAUUGUAGAAUGGGAAAAGGUAAUAGUUUUGUCAGAUGAAAUGCAUAUGUGGGUUGUAGAUUUGAAAGAGAGCAAUAUUUUGUAUAAGUUUGAUAAUGUUGCUAUGAAAUAUUAUCCAUUAGGAUCACAUAAUAAUACACUUUAUUAUAUUACAUGGGAUGAGACUGAGGUUCAUAUUUGCCAUGCAUGGAAUUCCACCACAUCACCGUUAGAAAUAUCAGAAGACUAUUUAAAUAAUUCUUUUCAUAACCUGUCAUCACAAGAAGCUCUGAAAUUACAGGCAAAGGCAUUUAUUGAAGAAAUAAUGUCUGAACCUGAAUAUAACCAGGUAGUUAUAAAAUUGCAACAACUUUUUGAAAAAAUCAAUGACUUCCCCUUUUUAAUGGAUACUGCAUUGAGAAUUUGUCAACACAACAUUGCAUAUAAAUCAGUUCUGUAUCCACUUCAAAACCGUAUUUAUGCAUCAGGCAAUUGUGAAUUGAUUAAUCUUAUGGUCGAUUUAAUUGUAAAGAUUGAUUUAUUAGAGUACAUACAGUUUAGAAACAGUAAUGAUUAUGAACAAGUCAACUUGUUUGAUAAAAAUUUUAAACAACUUUGUGUGCUAUUUUUGUCUAAAUCAGAUUUGGACUUGGCGACAAUUUGUUGGUUGAAGUACUCUGAAUUAUAUAUAAUAGUUAAUCAAGAUGAUAUUACAGAUAUUUUGUAUUCGAUUCCAUACAACAUUAAAAUGAGUGCACUCAUUAUAUGGUUGAAAAACUUUAUACCCGCACUUUUAGAUGAAAAUCCUUUUUUUAUUGACUUAAUUGUCAAAUGGACUAUCAAAAGAGUGUUUGAAUUGGAGCACUCUGGAUAUUGGCCAAAAAUAGGUAUAAAAUUUAUAGAAGAAAUAACAAAUAUCUUAGAGUUAUCACUUAAGACAGUUUCAAUUAGACCUUUAUCUAUGGAUGAUAUAGAUACACUAAAAAAUCAUAUCACAUAUAUAAUUGAAUUAAAAGACAAAUACAAAAUAAACAUACUAUUAAGUGAACUAAGUUCACUAAAUCCUUGCGAAGUUGCCCUUAUAAUGUUACACCGUUGCUAUACUGAAGAUUUAGAGAUAUUUCUGCAGGAUUAUUUGCCAUCUUUUGCUACAAGACAUCUUUUUGAUAUGGAUGAUACUCUUCGAUCUUUCAUAGAGAAUGAAGCUGCCUCUGGUGGUGGUGGUGUUGAUGGUUGCCGUUUAAAGAUUCUUCUCAAUUCAUUUCGCUUAACUAGUACUAAACUAGAGUGUCUCUUACAAGUUUUAAAAUUAUUAGAUGUACCAUGGAAUGCUACAGUUCUUGAUUUAGCCAUCACCGCAGCUGCGUCAGCUACAAAAGAUUUUACAAUAACUGAUACAGAUCGUUCAUUAGCAUAUGAAAUACAAAAAGAACUAAAUUAUGCUAAUAUUAAAGUCAUUUUAAAAAAAUAUAAUUUCCCCUUAACUUGUACUGAUUAUGUAUUAGUUCUUCAUAAAAUAAUAAAUGCGCAAAUAAUUAAUUUGAAUGAUCUUAAAAUUAUUACAAGAGUAAUGACAAGUUAUAAGAGUUAUGGUCAUAUGUUAUAUAUUACAAAAUGUCUUCAAGCUUCUGAUGUGAGAAUAGCAUUAGAGUAUUUUCAUAAAUUAUCUAGUAACGAAAAGAAAAUGUUGUUCAAAUCAGUCGUAUCUAAAUUUGAACAAAUAAUUGAUGAAAGAAGGAAUAAUAACAUUACUGAAAAAAGUUAUAUAGAUUUUCUUAAAGGAACCCAAAUGAUGAGUAAUAAUCAAAUGAGAGAUAUUGAAAAAUUGUACUAUCUUAAAAAACUGUACAAUGUUACUUUAAAUUUGAAUAAACUGUACAUUGAAAAUUGUUGUAUCAAAGAAUCAAAUUCAUGGAUUAUUAAAUAUGGAGAUGUAGCUAGCUCGGGACAGUGUUCAUGCUUAAUGCAGCUAAUAUGUUCAGAUCAAUCUUAUUAUUUCAUGGUGACGAAACUAUUACGUAAAAUUUCCACAAGCCACUCAGCAAGAAAAUUUGUUGAGAAUCUUCUUAAUAUAUUACUUACAUCUAAAGAUAAGUCGUUAUUCAAAAACUUUGAGUCACUAUUCUCCGAUUUCAAAGAUGGAGAUAAUUCUUUAUUGUUACUUGAAACUAGUGAAGUUUUAGUAGAAUUAUUAAUUAAUUGUACUGAAGAAAAUUUGCACUACAUUACAAAUAAAAUUUCCAUUUUGAAUGCUUUAGUAAAUGCUAUUAUUAUGCAAAGAAAUCUAUCUAUAGUCUGGAAGUUUCAUUACAUAUUUUUGCCUAUGUCAUCAAUGGCUCGUGUUAAUGAUUUAAUAAAUUUUUAUAAAUUACUGUCUCCAAAACAUAAUGAUAUAGUAUCUCAUUCAUCUGAAAGAUGUGAUUUUAUACCAUUUACUAUGAUCUCCAGCAUUAUGGUAAAUUCUAUUCACACAAGUCAAACUUUAUGUAAUUUUUACUAUGAAAAGAGGGAUAAAAUAGCUCAAAAAGUUCUAAGUAAAGUUUUAACAACAAAAAAUCUUGAUGAAGUUUUAUUAACAGCUCUAUUAAUCAUAUUAAGCAAGAAUAAAGAAAAUAAAAAAACGUGGAUUUUAGAAAUUCUUCAAGGUCAGAAUGAGACCUUGCCUCCUGGCGUUUUGGCUUACCUUACAUCCCCAGUAAUACGACGUGCAUUUUUAUUGGAUAAUGAUUUAUGUGCAAGCACAAUAUCUUGUCCACCUCAGUACAUUCUGAAAUGUAAGUUUAAUAUCAAUUUAGCCGAGUUUGCUCUUCCUGACAGUAGUGAAGAAACUUGGGAUGUUAAAGUUAUUCUAUUUUAUGUGUUAAGAGAAAAUCCAGAUACUAGUUACAAUAGACUUGUAGAUUUGUGCAGAACGUUGAAUGUAUCUGUGAAUGAUGGAUUGUCUUUACAAUUAAUAGCCCUUCUCACAACAUGGGAUUUAAAAUACAUGAUAAUUAAUGACGAUUUAAAUUGCGCUCGUAUACAUUACGAAAAUAGCCAAAAGGAAAUAACUACAAAAUGUUCUAUGAUAUGGGAAAAUAUUGAACAUAAAGACUUUUUAAGAGAUAUUUUGAGAUUUUGGAAAAAUGGUGAAGUUACAUUACAUGGCAGAUUAGUUUCAAUAAAUCCUUAUUAUUAUGAAAUCUAUAUGUGUAUAUACUACUUGAUAUUUGGUUCAUCAAUUGAAUUACGAAACAAAAGAGAAUACUUUUUACUUAAUUUUCUGAAAAGUUACAGAAGAUCAAGUGCUCCCAAGCAAUAUGAAUUUGAAUUAUUUUCUGUAAAAGGAAUUUUUCCACAAAUUGGCUAUUAUCGUCUACCAUUCCAUCUUUUUAUGCGAGACGAUAUGUGGUCAAAUUUAAAGUCAGAAAUCACACUUGAAACAUAUGAACACUGGCUACCCGUUGUCGCUUUACUUUCACUUGACCCUGAUUUGCAAAUUGCGAAGGAUAUGAUUUGCAGCAAUGCGUUGAAACAAACUAUGACUACACGAAAAACUGUUGAUAUUACUGAUAUCAAUAAUAAAGAUAGUGAACCAUGGAGGCUUUCUACCCGCGAGGAACCAUUACUUAGAGCUGCUCAUCGAUGUGUAAGUCAUAUUGCUAAUAUGGAAUGGGCGGGCGCCUGUCUUUUUUAUGUUCUCCAAGGCUGUGCUCGCGGAGCCGACCAGGUAGCAGCAGCCCAACUAUGUUAUCAAUUUGCUGAAAAAUGGGCAGCGUUACAGCCUGGUGUUAGAGCUGUGCGACAAAUGGAACGCUUGCAUUCUACCCUAUCAACCCGUCAUGCUCUACAUAAAAUAGAAUGGGCUUGUGAAGAAUUUAUUCGUCUUUCAACAGAACCUGCUCAGCUUAUUCGUGCUAUGUAUAUGCAUCCAAAUUUUGUUGAGAAAAUGAGUCGACACGAUGUUAAUCGAGCAACAAAUGAAAUCGCAGAUAAGAAUUCCAUUAAUAUAAGUUCCAUUAGAAUCCAAAUUUUGGAAAAUAUUCUUGAAAAGUCUGAUAAAGAAAAUAAACAUAGAACAUUUUUGGGGUUGGAUACUAAAGAAUUAAUGACAGCAAAAUAUAUUUUAAAAGCUACUUGCCCAAAAAUGGGUGCCAUUUAUUUAUCUCGAAUUGCUUUUGAUGAUGACAGUGAUUUUAAUAAAUGUAAAAAACUUCGAGCAUUGCAAUGCUUAAUGAGCGUUAUCGACACCGAUACUGCUGUAAAAGUUACAAAUAAGGAGCGCGAUGCUUUGUGGUCUUCUCUUUUGGAAUUAAUAAGUAUAGUUAAUUUAGAGAAUAUUGAUAUGCCUUGGGUUAUUGCCACAUUUAUGCAAAAUAAGAUCUGUGCUUUGGAUCAGUUGUUGCAAUCGUCAGGCGGUAAUGUUGAGGCAUUAAAAAUAGCAGCAGAUCUUGCUCGUCGAUUCGGCGACAAGCAAAGCAUUCGUAUCGUUGUACCAUUUAUGUUACGUGCUGGUUUAUAUGAAGAAAUGACACCUUUAUUGUUAAAAGUAUCGGCACCUCUUGACGAUAUAAUACGUACUGCCUGGCGUGCAGUUAUAUUAUCUCCAUUUCAACAUGCUGAUUAUCCAAUCACAGAAAAGCAAAAAAUUAAAUGUCUGAAUGCUGUAAAUUUAUUGCCCAUUAGCCCAAUUAUCAAAGAUGGAGAUUUGAAAGAAAUAUGGAAAAAUUGCAUAAGAUGCAAAUGUUUCGGUAUAGGUUGUCUUGUCUUACCAUAUAUGACUUCAGAAACAAGACAAACAUUAACAGAACUGAAAAAAAUUGAUAAAAGAAAUCUUAUAGCUAGUCUUAAAAAUUUACAGUCUGAAACAUUUCUUGUGUCAGGUGCUAUGUAUGUUAUAGAAAAUAUGGUCUUUAAAAGUUAUCGAUAAAUUUUUAAAUUAACUAUUGUCAGUAAAUUGUUUUGAAGAUAAAAUAGUAAUUAUAUUACCUACAUUGAGUUUAAAAUUAUAUCUAGCCAGUGAUACCUCAAGUCCUAAAAUAUGGAUAAUAGGUAUAUAUAAGCAUAUAUAAGUAAGCAUGCCUAAGUUAUAACAAAUUAGUUUUUAAUUAUAUUAAGAUUCAAUAAGAUUAAUAAAUAAUGAUAUAGAGAAAACUAAAGAAGUCAAAAUAUUGUAAAAGUAGGUAACUACUAAUGAUGCCUUCAACUGAUAAUAUUUAAAAAAAUUGUCAAUUGUAAUCAUAAGUUAUAAACAAAUAAAUAAUAAAGGUAUACA